Molecule: messenger RNA, 2371 nt
Organism: Siniperca chuatsi (mandarin fish)
Lineage: Eukaryota; Metazoa; Chordata; Actinopteri; Centrarchiformes; Sinipercidae
Gene: klhl7
Product: kelch-like family member 7
Exons: 12
Coding region: 326-2161 (611 amino acids)
Biological process (GO): protein ubiquitination
Cellular component (GO): Cul3-RING ubiquitin ligase complex
Molecular function (GO): protein binding
Source: RefSeq, a predicted model, not a curated record
AACCGUAGAAGAAGAAGAGGAACCCACAGCCCCAGCUAAAGAUAAGUUCUAUCUUAGAAACUACACUAUGCUAACCCGUUUUUAGUACUAUUUCAACACCUGACAGCAAGUUCAUCUUUAUGAGUUUCUCUCUACGAGUUUUCAAGGAGAAGCUGCCGUCAAACUGGCGCCUUUUUAUUUCAUAAAAUCACAACAAGCUGCUGGCUGCUGCUAGCAAUAAACUGUCAGUUGCUGAGCGACAACAAAGAGACUGGAGCUGCACGCUGCUGGCGAUGUAAUAAGUGUUAUAUAAUUUAACUGAACAGAUUACAUUAAUCAGGCUGACAUGACUGGGGUGGCCUCUCCAGAGAAGGCGUCAAGCUCCAAGAAGAAAAGCGAGAGGAAGUGUGCCAUCAAAGAGGAGUACAGACAGCUGUCUAGCAUCAUGGGAGUCAUGAACAACCUGAGGAAACAGGGUACUCUCUGUGAUGUGACCCUGGUGGUUCAGGGGAAACACUUUCCUGCCCACAGAGUAGUGUUGUCUGCUGCCAGCCACUUCUUCAGUCUCAUGUUCACCACCAGAAUGAUGGAGUCGAUGUCCCAUGAGGUGGAGCUCAGGAGUGCUGAGCCUGAGAUCAUUGAGCUGUUGAUUGAAUUUAUCUACACAGCUCGGAUUUCAGUAAACAGCAGUAACGUCCAGUCGAUGCUGGAUGCAGCCAACCAGUACCAGAUUGAGCCUGUGAAGAAGAUGUGUGUCGAGUUCCUUAAAGGACAAAUUGAUGCAACAAACUGCCUUGGUAUUUCCGCCCUGUCAGACUGUAUGGACUGUCCUGAGCUGAAGGCAGCAGCAGAGGACUUCUUCCAGCUCCACUUCACUGAAGUCUACAAACUGGACGAGUUCCUGCAACUGGACGUUAAACAGCUCACACAUUUACUGCACCAGGACAAACUCACUGUCCGUGCUGAGGCCCAGAUUUAUGAUGCAGCAGUGCGCUGGCUGAAGUACGAUGUGUGUAACAGACAACAGUACAUGGUGGAGGUGUUGGGGUGCGUUCGCUUUCCUCUGGUCUCCAAAACCUUCCUCUCCAAGACGGUGCAGGGUGAGCCCCUCAUCCAGGACAACCCACAGUGCCUCAAGAUGGUCAUCAGUGGGAUGCGCUACCACCUGCUGUCCCUGGAGGAUCGGGAGGACCUUGGAGAGAGCAGCCGACCGCGACGCAAGAAGCACGACUACCGCAUUGCUCUGUUUGGAGGCUCCCAGCCUCAAUCCUGCCGCUACUUCAACCCCAAGGACUCCACCUGGACAGACAUCCGCUGCCCCUUUGAGAAGCGUCGGGACGCCACAGCCAUCUUCUGGGACAAUGUGGUCUACAUACUGGGUGGCUCACAGCUCUUCCCCAUCAAGCGCAUGGACUGCUACAACGUCCUGAAGGACAGCUGGUACUCCAAGCUGGGUCCACCCACGCCUCGCGACAGCCUGGCUGCCUGCGCCGCCCAGGGCAAGAUCUACACAUCCGGGGGGUCGGAAGUGGGCAGCUCUGCCCUUGACCUUUUUGAAUGCUACGACACAAGAACAGAGUCGUGGCAGGUGAAAACCAGCAUGCUGAUGGCCCGCUGCAGCCAUGGCUCAGUGGAGGCCAACGGGCUCAUCUACGUCUGCGGAGGAACGGUGGGCAACAAUGUGUCUGGCAGGGUCCUCAACAACUGUGAAGUUUACGACCCCAACACUCAACAAUGGAGGGAGUUGUGUGGGAUGAGAGAGGCCAGGAAGAACCAUGGGCUGGUGGUGGUCAACAACAGGAUCUAUGCUGUUGGAGGGCAGGGGGCACUGGGUGGACUGGACUCGGUGGAGUACUACGACAUUGCCAGUAACGAGUGGCGUGCUGCUUCGGCGAUGCCGUGGCGAGGUGUAACGGUGAAGUGUGCAGCGGUUGGUGAUGUCAUCUAUGUGCUGGCAGGGUUCCAAGGUGUGGGUCGGCUCGGACACGUCCUGGAGUACCACACUGACACUGACAGGUGGGUGACUUGCAGCAAGGUGCGAGCGUUUCCCGUCACCAGCUGCUUGAUCUGCGUGGUCGACACGUGUGGAGUCAACGAAGACGAAGACAUGGACCUCAUAGACUCUCAGUCACACGCUGCAGCCACUGCCUCUUCAGCUGCCUCCACCUCAUCAUCCUCGUAGGACAAGAGGAAGAUUCGUUUGAUGACAGUUACUGCGUUAGGCCUCCAGUCGUCUGUGGAGCAGAUUUACGUAAGGCAAGGCCUGGCUGACAGCUCAUACUAAUGUCUGUAUUUAAGCAGCAAACAGAAGCCAUUCCUCUUAACUUUUAGUUGUGCCAGAAUUAUUGGUCCUAAUGUUACAGUGCCAGUGGAACACUAUCCACAAAUUAUG